CGCUGAGGGACCGCCGGCCCCUCAGCGCCGCUGCUUAGGCCCGGACUGCGCCACCGCCGCCCCUUUUCCUCUUUCCUCGCCGGUGCAGGGCCUGCGGGAUGUACAUUUUAAAGAUCCUGUGAAGAUGAAAAGGGAUAUCUUAUGGUUUUACAGAAUAUAAAGCAAUACUGUCUGACAUGACGGCAAAAAAUGUUGGUGUGACUUCCACAAAUGGAGACUUGAAAGGAUUUAUAGAUCAGAACCAGAGUCCAACAAAAGGUAACAUUUCAAUAAUCACAUUGCCAGUUUCCAGCACCAACUCUCCAACAAAGAUUUUGCCAAAAACCUUAGGACCAAUCAAUGUGAAUGUUGGGCCCCAAAUGAUCAUAAGCACAUCGCAAAGACUGACCAAUUCAGGGAGUGUUCUCAUUGGGAGUCCAUAUAACCCAGCUCCAGCAAUGGUUACACAGGCACACAUAACGGAAGCUUCUGGCUGGGUCCCAGGGGACAGAAAGCGGACCCAAGAAUUUAUAGAGUCAGAUUUUUCAGAAAGUAAGAGAAGCAAAAAAGGAGAUAAAAAUGGGAAGGGUCUGAGGCAUUUUUCAAUGAAAGUAUGUGAAAAAGUUCAACGUAAAGGAACAACUUCGUACAAUGAAGUUGCUGAUGAACUGGUUUUGGAAUUCACAAACUCUAAUAGCCACCUAGCCACAGACUCGCAGGCUUAUGAUCAGAAAAAUAUUAGGCGGAGAGUUUAUGAUGCCCUCAAUGUCCUGAUGGCAAUGAACAUAAUUUCAAAAGAGAAGAAGGAAAUCAGAUGGAUUGGCCUUCCCACAAACUCAGCUCAGGAAUGUCAGAAUCUAGAGAUAGAAAAACAGAAGCGGAUUGAAAGGAUAAAACAGAAGCGAGCCCAGCUACAAGAACUGCUGCUGCAGCAAAUAGCAUUCAAAAACUUGGUACAAAGAAAUCAGCAAAAUGAACAACGAAAUCAAGGCCCUCCAGCUUUGAACUCCAUAAUACAGCUGCCUUUCUUAAUAGUCAACACUAGCAAAAGAACAGUUAUAGACUGCAGCAUAUCAAGUGAUAAAUUUGAAUACCUCUUUAAUUUCGAUAACACUUUUGAGAUUCAUGAUGACAGUGAGGUGCUGAAGAGAAUGGGAAUGUCCUUUGGGCUCGAGUCAGGCAAAUGCUCAGCUGAGGACCUAAGAACUGCAAAAUCACUGGUGCCCAAAGCUUUAGAAGGCUACAUCACAGAUAUGUCAUCAGGAUUUUCGUGGAUAAACCAAGGGUUACUUUCAAGUUCAGCACAACCAGGUUCACAUUUAGAGGUAGCAGGAGGCACUUCUGAUGCUAAAUCAAGUGAGAAUCUAGGGUUAUGUUUGGAUGCUGAAGUGGCCUUAGCAACUGGGCAGCUUCUUGCCCCGAGCAGUCAACAGUCCAGCAGUGCAACAUCACGCUACUCAGAAUCACGGGGAGAAACUCCAUGCUCAUUCAAUGAUGAGGAUGAAGAGGAUGAAGAUGACGAUUCUUCCUCCCCAGAAUAAGGACAGUAGAAAAUGAAAUAUACAAAAUGCUGCUCAAAUAUUCUUAAUGGGAGCUCCUGUUUGUAUUUCACUGAAGUUUCAGCCACAGCUGAAAUUGAAAACUUUUUGUACCCGAACACAGAGUGACAUGCAGACACAAAGUGAUGUGGGGUUGUCCCCUGGAGAUUUGGCGAAGUAAACAUCAAAUUCACAUUUUCCAUUUUGGGACAUACUUAAAUCUCUGUCUUUCUCUUAUCUUUACCAGAUGGAAAGGAAAACAGCAUCAGUCAACAAAUGUCAGUUCUCACAUUGUCUUUUGGCUGUGCUGCCUUUAGGAAAAGGGGGAGCGAGAGCACACACAGAUGUGCUGAAAUAGCUAUUUAAAACUAUCUGAUAUGAAAAUUGUUCUAGGGAAAGCGGGCUGUUAGAAUGUUUGCUUUUUUCUGUUCAACUUGCUGUAUAGAAGGUUCCUAAAGUAAUAUAAAUUGCGAUAAAAUGAAUCUUGAAAUAGUUUAAAUCCAUUUUAGAUACUCUAAAAUUAACAUUAGUAUGUCUCUUUUGAAAGGUUCUUAUGUUCAUUUAUACUGCAGACCUAAUUUAUUAUAAGUGAUUAUUCUUAGGCAUUAUUAAACAGUCAGGAUAAAAACAGCAGUAUUCUCUGCACCAGCUUUUUUCAAGGAAAAGAACUGUAUUAUAGUGUAUCCUGUAGAGCUUCUCCUUUACUGUUCUAACUUUAUAAUCCCUUUGAUUUUAUAGCACGUUGGGUUUUUUUAAAGAGGAUCUCAGGCAGCAUGUUUUCAAGGCAGUGUUUUCAAAUUCAGGAUGGGCGUGUCACAUAGCUGUUAAAGCUGUAUGUUGAGGUUCUUAGGAAAAAAAUUAAAUUUCAACAAUACAUCAUUUCUUGUUUUGCAUUCUAGUCAGCUUAGAUUAGGACAGACUGACUUUCUUACCAUUAACUUCUGUUGCACUCGCCUUUGAAAAUAUUAGUAUCAAAAUACUACUUCUCAAAAUAAUGUGUUAGCUCAGCUUACACAACAUGAAUCUCAUUUGAGCUGUUAAUUGAGAUUUGUAACAGGACACUUGCUGUUCUAAAGUUAACAUUGCAUCUAGCCAUCAAGACCUUAUUUUAAAAAAAGCUCCAGAAACAGAGCAGAAUACACUAUACAUGUACUUCUCCCAUGGUUUUCUAACAUCCAGUAUUUUAACUAGUCUUGAAGUUAACCAUUUUUAAUUAGGUUAAAAAUAGUGUUACUUCUUUUUAGUUUUUAUACUGUAUGUAAAUAGCUGACCUGUUUCUAAGUACCACUGUAUUAGCUGUCUGAGCUCAACGGGGUUGGGCUCUGUUAUUUAGUUAUGAGAUUAGGCAGCUUGUCAUACUGUUAUUUGCUUGAGCAAUGGCAGCAAACUGUUACCCCAGACUGCUGUGACCAGUACUCUUAGCACAACAUGGGCAUGUCCAUGUGAUUUUCCACAGACAAACAUGCACUCAAGCCAGCCGUACCCAAAAGCACCAAGCCUGAGCAAGUGGGGUAAAUGGAGGCUGCAGCUAAAAAGCUACCUAGCUGUCAGACAAAAGAGCUAACACAGGCCUAGCUACAUAAAGGACAGGUAAAACUGCGAGGGGCAGACAAGCACAACUGCAUGCUUACAAUAAAAAUUAAAGCAUCCAGAUAGAAACUUUUCACGGGUAGUCAAACUCCUGCAUUUGAGGUACAGUCUGGGUGGCACCAUUAAUUCGGUCUACCUCUUGACUGAGCAAGCAAAGCUGUCUAGCUUACACAGAUGAGUUGCAAACAUACAAACUAAAAGAAUUCUUACAUGCCUACCACAUUACUCUCUGGGCAAGACUGUUAAAGACUGUCCUGUGCUCAUGGCUCACAGGCAACACCAGACUAAGGGAUUUACACCACCUCACUUCAACCAAAUCUGUAACACUACCUCUAUAUGAAGAAAAGCUUUACAAACAAAAAAUAAUAUUCUUGCUGAGAGAGUCAAUGUGCUUAACUGAAGUGGCUCACUUUUGAAAUAAGAGAACGUAACAUACUCCAUGUACAUUACUAUGGAAUUGUCAGCCCCAUGAAUGAUAUUUCAUUUAAACAGAUAGAUAAUUGAUUUUAUUCUUGAAAACCCAUUGGUUUGUCAAAAACCGUCCUUUCAAUCAGCUUUCACUGAAGAGGGCAGACCAAAGAUACCCGACAGGAACUCUGUAAGAGGGAAACAUUUUCUGAAGUUAUUCCCACUCCCCCCCAUCAAUACAAUAGGGACACAUUUAACUUUAUGAUCUCUUCACGUUUCCCACUCAAGAUUUGUGUAAAAAGAAAAAAACAGCAAAACACUAAACAACUGCUAAAGAGGAGCACUUUGAACUGUAAGAACCUGGCAAAAAAGGCUUCCUGCCCACAAAUUGAAUGUGUUAUAUUAGCAGUCAGUGUGUUUUCUGCUUUAUAGGAGGAUCUUCAGUGAUAUCUUGCUUCCAUUGCUGUCCAUUCCCUUCACAGCAGCAGACUGCACAGCUGCUUGCUUUCUGGCAAACUUAAAAAAGAAACCUAAAGAAAUCUAGGAGCAUGCUACAUUUAUUUUGACAGUUGAACCAAGACUUUAAGUUAUUUUUCCUGAACUAGUUGAAUACAAAGGACAAAACAAGUUAGAACAUUUAGAAGAGACUUCAAAAGGAAAUUAUUUCCUUGGGAUUUGUUGUGCCAAGUUCCACUUGAGGAUGAAGUUCAACUACAGCACUGUGGUCUUGUGGUUACACUGAAGCCUGGGAACUAGAAUUUUGGGUCUUCUCCAGCUAUAUUCAUUUGUGUAUGAUCUUAGGGAAGUCCUUCAAUCAUUCUAGUUGAUCUUGGCUGAUAUAAAAAAAUAAAAAACCUAACCCACUCAGAAUACCACAGGUAACUGCAGGACCUCACAAAAUGAAGGUGUUGCAUCUGAAAUGAGCUCUGAGCAUUAUGAGUAACAAGGGGAUUGAGAAUAUUAAGUAACCACACAGCUCCCACCAAGUUAAUGGCAGGAGUUGUGCUCAAUUGCUUCAACAUGCCAGCCAUUCCUUCUUUCGAAAGCCAGCAGUGGAUAUUUUCCAGAGUAAAACAGUUAUUAGCAAGACUGGGCUUCCCAUUUUUUCCAUUCAGUUGCUAUCUUCUCCUGUUUUGUGCAAUACCCCUGACAUUCACUGAUAGGAAACAAGGAGCAAAUGGUACUAAAUGGUAUCUCAUAUAAGACGAGGUUAACAUUUAAAUUUUCAUACAAAUUCUGUUUAAUGUAAAUUUUAAGUGACAUGUUUUUGUGUCUUGAAACACUUUUUUGGUUAUACAUUCAGAAAGCACUUAGUUGCAAGCAAUAGAAUGCUACGUGUAAAUGCUCUUUUAUAUGUUGCAGUAAACAGCUUUAUUUCUGGGCUUACUUUAUGGUGCUUAAAAAAAAACAAACAACAAAAAACCCAACUAAAUUUGACUUGUCAGCACCACAAGCUAGAUGAAAAUAAUCCGGGUGGGAUACAGCAUUUUUCUAUUAUGGGGAAAUCUGACAUGUUUGUGCAUUCUGGUUUUUUUCAUUGUAUUAAAGUGUGCCAGUCUUUUCAUUUGAACACUGGAUUUGAGGGGAGCAAUCCACCUAUCUAUGAAAGUGUGUGUAUUUAAGUAAAGACUACAGCAAAUUACACUAGUUUAACUGAAGGUAUGAUUUUAACUAUAACUUCAUUAAACCUAGUACCAGCCACACUGUAGCUAUGUCCAUCUUGGUUAAGGGUUUUGUUUAGUUCUUUUAAACUAUAACUUGCAAAUACUCUGACUCCUUUUGAGCAGCUGGAAAUUUCUGAGUAUGUAGAAUACCCACAGAAAGACAUGUGCUGAUGAACUAGGUCAGCCUGAAGUAACAAUAUGUAAAAUGGCCUAAUCAAAUUUUUAUAUCCCGCCCUUUUUUUUCUUUUUUUUUUUUAAUAUUUAUUUUUUAAGAAAAACAAAGCCCUCAAGCUCAGACAUAAAACAAUGCUGGAAUACAGAAUUCCACACUGAAGGUUUCAAAUGUCAAGUGCUCUUUCUUCUGACUACAGCCACCAGUUUAAUUCAAGAGCAUUGUAGAAACUUAAUUACACUCAAACAUUGGGCAGUGCUCAUUUUUAUAAUUAACUGUCUCUUUUUAGCUGAAAAUAUUCCAGAUAGUUUAUUGAGAAGACUUACUUUCCUUUUAGUGAGUUGAAAGGUGUUUGAGUUUUGGAUUCAUUUAAAAACAAAGCAAUAACCACAGAGUAUAGUAUAUAGUAAACAAACCAAAACAAGUUAUCUCUUGACUGGCCCACCUAAUUUAUAUCUUUUCAUUACAAAAGUCUCUCAGGAAUAAAUAAGAUAGAAUGAAGCUGGGAAAAGACUAAAGGAGCUUUUUAAACUUUGGAUUUUGAAAAUUCUAGUUAUAGUCAAGACUUUGAGGUGGCAUCCUUCUGCUUACUACAAGCUGGCUUGAUUUUAAAUUAGGAAGUGCUGCAGGUCAGUUACUCCAAGGCCUGGCAUAUUUUAUAGCUGAAGGCAUCUCAACCUUCGGCACUGGGAAAUGGGUUCCUCUUGCAGUGUUACUGAUGAGCAAAGAAAGGGCCGAGGAUCCUUGUGCUGCUUAUUGAGGCUUGGGGUUUUAAAAUACGCCACUUCUUGAAUGUUUGACUAUGUCUGUAAGACACCAAGUCAUUUGUAACUUUUGAUUAUCACACACCUGCCCUUGCAAGCAUAUUAACAGCUCUAAAUACUCAGCUUUCUCCUGACAGCUGUUCACAUAACCUAAUCCUGACACCAUGAAACUUCCUGCAGCUCUCAUUCCUUAGACUUAACCAAGUUCUGUGAUCAGAUUAUCUCUUUCUUAUUUAGCUAUUACAGAAUUUAGCCUGGUGAGCGUUAAGAGACCGUGAGUAACUUUUUCCCUGGACCCAGGUAUAUUGCCAAAAAAUUCCCCACAACCAGCACUAUUUGUUUGUUCUCUCUGCUAAGUAUUAAGCAUUCUUUCAAGUCACUGUAGAGCUGCUCAUACCAAGUACUUCUUAUCUCAUUCAAUCUAAUUACUUGAGUUGGCAUCCCUGGUACCUAACCCAGCUGAUACAACUAGGUGAGGGAAUGUUCAUAAAAGCAGCCUGACAGUAACAACUGAAGGGGCUGUUUAUCGCAGCUGUCUAGAGAGUGCAUAUUCAUUCUACAUCUUUAAUACUCCUGCCUUGUCUGGCCUAUCACAAAGAUCAGCCAAAACCAAAAUUGUUUUUCCCCGUUUACAUCUUUUUGACAAUACUUAAAAAGCUAACAUUCAGAAUAUCCACCUAAGCUUAAGGACACCAAAAAUCCUAGCUCAAAACUGGGCACAAGAAAUACCUGAGAUCUAACCAUUCAAAUGGCAGGGGAAAGCUUCCCACUUAGGGAAUAUAUGGUGCAAAUUAAUAACUUAAUUUUUCCAUUUUCCAAAAAGCAAAGCAGGCUGACCUGGAUCAGUAUCUGUGGAGGGCCAUGAUAACUCCAAGCAGACACAGGAACUUCCCAGUAGCCCAGACUUGCCUCUCUUCUUAGUAUUUUGUAUGGGCUAGAAUAAGUGGCAACCACUUAAAUCUUCUGACUUCUCUAAAUGCCAAUCUUAAAUACUUGAUGCUUUCCAGGCAUAGGUGCUUUAGAUAUAUGAACAACAUGGGAUAGCAGGAUACAGCUGUGUAGAAAUUUAAUCUAAGUGUAGAUCUAAGUCAAAGUCAUCUAUGCAGAAGGUAUUUCUAAGACAAAACGAGUCUUUAACAAUGGUGUGGUUUUAGCCUAUUUGCAUUAUCCAGGCUGAGGAUAAUUAAUAACUUAAUAAUAAUAAUUAAUUCAAAUAAUAAAUUAAUCCCUAGCACUAUGGUUCUGUGCCUUCCAUGAAGCAGCAAUGGCAUACCUUUAAGAUCAAGGCAACCAAAGAGCCCUUCACAGUGGCACUCUUAAGUCACAUACAAUUAUUCUGUAUGGCCACAAAAAUCACUGACUAAAAAUGUUAAGUCCACAAAAUCAAUCUCCAGUUUUUUUGGUGGGUUUGUUAAAUCUCAAAUGUAACUUUUAACAAUGGGCAGAUUUGGUUGUACUAAUGUAGGCAUUAAGUGGAUCUAGAAUUUCCAUAGGAAAACACUGGCUGAAUCACAGCCCAUCAUACAAGUUUCUGGCACACUCCCUUGUCUCUAAAGCCAGACUGUGUAUAUGAAAAAUACUUCAGAGAAGUAUAUGCAAAUGUUACAAAACACUGCAUCUCACAAGCACCUACUGUGAAAAAGUAAUCCUACUUUGAGCAAGCCUGUAAGAACUAGGAUAUGAAAGAGUUCAUUCGCCCUCAUUCCUCAGGUCCUAAAUGCAAACAAUGCCCUGGGACCAAGGCACCAGCCUCUGUAUUUGCAUAUCCUAGUCUGCAUCAGGAGUAACAAGCCAGCAGGUACAGACACAGUUUUUAAAACAGUACAUGGCUGUUGGCACUUCUUACAUGAUCUGGCAACAGAUCAGUCCCUUGGCAGCAAGUUAACCCUGAUGUCAACCAGUAUUAAUGGAGCCACUGCAACAUGCAGUAUGUGAUAAAAAGGACAGGUCCACCUGUCCCCCUGUUACAGUAGCACUUUUUAAUACCUACUAUAAUCUGCAUUAAAGUAAGUUAGAGACACUCCCUUUUUAUGUUUAAAAUGCAGGAACCCCUUGAAAGUCCAUCAACUUAAGAAAAAAAAAAGAAAAAAAAUAUUAAGACUGAGGCCAGUCAUGGACAAAGCUAUUUUAUGACCUUCACUGCUGAGCUCAAAUGAGUGUUUGUAAACAUAGUGGAUGGGAAGAAGAGCAGCACUGACAAAUCCAAUUCCUGAGAAUGAUAACUGUAUGGGAUUUGAAAUUAAUUGAUUUUUUUUGAUCCACUCAUUUUACUCCUCCCCUAAAACAUGUAUUAGCAUCAAGUGUUACACAAACACUUUGGCAGGAACUUUUCCCCCUUUUCUUUCAGAAAGUCCAAGUUGCCCAUUCAUCUUUUAAACAAUUUGCUAGGUAUUUUUGAACUCUCCAUAGAUUUCUUUCUUUACCUUUAAAUUAUAAACUGAAGUUUUGGUUCUUGCAGAAAGACUGCGCUGAUUUUUAUUUUUUUUGUCCUGAUCAAAUACCAUCAAUUUCUACUACCAUAUUGGACAUGGCUAGGAGUAGUAUAAAAAAGAAUGCAGUAGUAUUAUAUGUGCUUUAAACACUGACAAAGCUAUAAAGAAAAAUGCAUACACAAAGUUUUACUUUCCUAAUAGGAACACUGGCAUUAGCAAAUAGUGUAUUUGAACCAGUAGGAAAUGUUACUUUGUAGUAGCAAACACUUUGUAAAUAAAAUCUUCUUAUUUUUUUUAAUGGAAAUUUUAUAGAAGAAGCUAUUUCUGUAUACUCAAAUUAUCCCAUGUUUACUGAAAAUGCUGCAAGUGGGAACAUUGCAAAAUGGGAGUGGGGAGCAGAUAUGCCUGACUGAAGCAAAAACUAAAUAUGCUUUGGAGAAAAACAUCCAGUUGUCUGUGAACAGGAACAUAAAGCUUAACUGUAGAGGAACUGAAUAAAAGAAUUUCAAGGCAACAUGA
Molecule: messenger RNA, 9066 nt
Organism: Melopsittacus undulatus (budgerigar)
Lineage: Eukaryota; Metazoa; Chordata; Aves; Psittaciformes; Psittaculidae
Gene: TFDP2
Product: transcription factor Dp-2
Exons: 13
Coding region: 177-1520 (447 amino acids)
Biological process (GO): regulation of transcription by RNA polymerase II; regulation of cell cycle
Cellular component (GO): nucleus; transcription regulator complex
Molecular function (GO): DNA-binding transcription factor activity, RNA polymerase II-specific; RNA polymerase II transcription regulatory region sequence-specific DNA binding
Source: RefSeq, a predicted model, not a curated record